AUGAGUCAAAACGAAAACAAUAACAACAAUAACAACAUAGCCGACACCAGGCUAACGUCAUCAAUCAAACAUAAUAAGAAGACAUAUGAUAAACUGAGAUUCAAGAGAAUACUUCGAGCCAAAUUAAAGGAAAAUGAUGAAGCUCAUCAACAGAAUGGUGUCUUGAAACCAGCCACUAAGAAAUCAACUUUGAAGAAUGAUAAUAGUGAUUUACUCAUAUAUUUGAUAUAUAUAAGUUACUUGAAUGAAUUAAUCACAGAAGGUAGUAGUGAUAGUCAUGGUGGAAGUGGAGAAGAUGGUGAAAUAACAAAUUACAGAAUAGAUAAAGCUCAUGAAAUGAUUAUGAAACGAUAUCGUGGUUGA
This is a messenger RNA of Scheffersomyces coipomensis, 363 nucleotides long. RefSeq lists its product as uncharacterized. Lineage: Eukaryota; Fungi; Ascomycota; Pichiomycetes; Serinales; Debaryomycetaceae. The transcript has a single exon. Gene Ontology annotation, molecular function: protein heterodimerization activity. The record is from RefSeq and is a predicted model, not a curated record. The coding region runs from base 1 to 363 and encodes 120 amino acids.